GAAACGUCGUUAUGUCGCAGCUGGGCAGAAGUUGCAGUUGCGUCCUACGGUUCAGUGCCUAGCGAUGGUAGGACGGCGCUGAAUCGAUGGCAGGAGCGGUCAGUAUCCCUUUCUUCCUCCCGAGCAGACGCGUUCGGUUUCGGCUGCCCUCGACGGAGCAAGCGUUAAGGUAGGCGGGGAGAAGCGAGGAGGUGAAGGCAGCGAGCGGCAGGCACUGCCGUCUGGACUGUAGGCACUGACUUGGGUACACAUCUCGACGUAAUCCCGUCGACUUCUCUGCCUUCUGUCCACUCCGUGAAACGUCGAGAAGGGAGGAGCAAGUAGAGACGGUUGACGGUCCGCCUGCGUCUGUAGCUGCCUAUUAGAAGGACCUACACACGUCGCAGGGCACUUCCCGACUCGACUAUGGACACCAAGCGCGACGAGCUGCUGCGCCUUGUGGCCGCGCUAAGUGGUGCCUGCAAGCGGGACAAGAACGUACUCAAGGAUAGCGAGCUCGUGGAUGCCUUGGAGACUCAUGGCCGCCAGAUCGCGCGAUUUCGCAAGCAGCAGAAGAAGAUGAAGAAAGCGCAACAGAAGCUCAACUCGUCGACGUCACAUGAAGUCAACAAGACGGCCAAGAAGCUCAAAGAGCAUGUGUUCGCUGGAGAGAGCGAGGCCACAGAGGGCGUCUCCAAGCGCCGCAAACUCUCAUUCGACACAGAGACCAAGAGCAGCCACAACCACGACCUCAGUGCCUCGUGUCUGUUCCCGUCCAUUGAGCGCCAGCACAAGCCCAAGCGUGAGUCUAUGGGCGAGUGGAUCUCGUCCUUACAGAACAAGAAAUCCGUCUCUAUGGACCCCACGGACUCGGUGGUGUACUACCGCCCUACGACCCCUACGACUGUAGCAGUAGCCGUCGAAGUGAGCGAGGAAGCAGUGAUGGUGAAUCCUCUCAAGUCGUUCCAGUACCACACGCGUCGCUCUAUUUCCCCUCAACUGAAGACUCCACGCGCUGUUCGCGCUGCGUCGCCAUACAAGCUAGUGGAUCGCUCUGCCUCGCCCAACACUGUGGAUCUCUCGGCAUCCUCGACGUCCACUAUGGCUUCAUACUACGACGACAUGUACGACGAGUACUCGGUCUCUUCCGAGACGAUGCGUCGCUACAAUCGCUCGGUUUCUGACCGCACUCCGUCCUUUGAGUCGAUGGACUGGACGCCAUCAGACGACGACAAUGACGAGUCUGUGCCGUUCCGAAGCAUCGCAGACGACGUGGAGCAGCAAUCUCCCGUGUCCAGAGUAGUGACUUAUCAGCGUUCAACCCACUCUGACGCGCGUCUUAACGCCAUGGAGCUAGACUCUCAAAGUGGCGCUGAAGAUUACUAUUCAGCUGAAGAGGGAGAGCCCACCGCCGAGUCCUCAUCUCGUCUGACUGCCAACUCGACAGAGGUGGUGAUGGAGGUUUUGUACGGUAUCAUGGAGCACAAUGAGAACUUCAAGUGGCUCAUUGAUCCGGUGAACCAGGCUCGUGUAGCCAAACUGGUGGAGUACCACUUGAAGGAGCAGCAGAACGGCGAUGCAUCUGCACAGUUUUAUGAAGACGAGCAGUUUAUUAACGAACUGCGUGCUCAUGUGGACGAACUGAUCCAUGAGAACUUGAAGAUCAAGACGGAGAAUGUCCGACUUAUGGGCUCUGCUGCUGACAAGAACGUCGAGGAGUUGAAGAGACGUCUCGAGUUGAGUGAGGAGGCUGUGAGUAUGCAAGAAAGCUUCCGUCGUGAAGCUGAAGCUGCGUUCCAGAGUGAACUAGAAAACAAGGCGAAGCUGGUGUCGAGUCUUCAACAUGAUCUGGAAGAGAAGGACUCGCAAAUCGCCAAACUCCUGGAGAACGGAGCUGAGUUGCCUGAGGGUGCCGAUAGCGCUCCUGAUUCGGAGGUUGCUAGACUUAAAAACACGGUGAUGGAGAAGGAUCGAGAGAUUUGCCGUCUCAACUUCCAGCUGUCGACAAAGCAGAAACUUGUUGAUGAGAUCGCCAAGAAGGUCGUGCAGCAGCUGGAGAGUACAGAGCAGUCGAGCAUUACUGCUCUCGCUAGCGAUCUCCACCUCGAUAUGGAUAUGUUCCUGUUCAAGAGUGUAGCGGAGAAGCAAGAGAUGAUUGAUGAACUCAAGGCCGCUCUGGCGUCCAUGGAGCGUGAAGUGACUGGACUGGAGGCUCGAGUGGCGAAGAAAUCGCGCGAGACGUUGCUGCUCAAGACCAAGUUCAAGUCGAUGGCUACACGUCUGACGGAGGCCAAUGUGAACAUGUCUCGUAUUCAGACUGAGAACGACCGUCUCGUGACGUCGUUGAAGGAGAAGCAAGGCAAGAUGCGCGACCUCAUUGAGUUCUUGGAAGGAAAGGAGAAGCAAGUGAUGCACUUGGAGGAACAAGUGAAUGUGCGUCAGACCCAAUUGGAGCAUGUCAUGACGGAGUUCGAGAAGAUGCAGCGUCUGCACAACACCAAGAAGAGCACAAGCACCCGUGGUCCGACUCAUCGUAAGACUGCUGUGCAUGCACAGUAAGCUGAGUGGCUCAGCUGGCUGAUCAAUUUGACAACAAUGCUCACUUUCUGCUGUGCUGCUGCUCAAGUGCUUCCACUUCUCCUUAUCCAAUGACGCCCAAGAAAAAUGCUAGAAGACGAGGUGCUUGCUUGCACCCAUGAAGACAAAACAUGCAACCAUCAAGAAGAAAUAUUGCCGACCAAGAUUCAUGACCAAGCCACUGACGUUGAUGUAUCGACGUCAGCCUUUUUUACAUUAUUAUUCGAUAAGUUAUACGAUAGGGAAUAGCAGGAGAACAGCAGGGCUGAUAUGACGUCGUCUAUAGAGAAGCCAGCCAAGCUGCAAUAGCGUUCAUGUGAGCGUGUCGUUCAACACAAACAAUCCAACAAACAAUUGACUGGGAAAAC
Phytophthora nicotianae INRA-310 is the source of this 2924-nucleotide messenger RNA. RefSeq lists its product as hypothetical. Bases 406 to 2538 code for a protein of 710 amino acids. NCBI's taxonomy places the organism in Eukaryota, Oomycota, Peronosporomycetes, Peronosporales, Peronosporaceae. The record is from RefSeq and is a predicted model, not a curated record. The transcript has a single exon.